AUGUAUGCAUAUGAUCCAUCUAGGUUUGGAACCUACAAGGACCGUUGGGUUCUUGCUGCCGACUCAUCCAUUGCCCACCUCGCUAGCCAUCCAUCUAGCAGACCCGACCUCACCUUUAUGGCAGAUUAUAUGGGCACCAAUUUAAUUUUUGAAUCACAACACCUUACAUGCUUCGAUGGUGGCUCAUUUAUUCUCGGGGGGUUAAUCUUAAAUGAACAAAAAUAUGUUGACUUCGGUCUUGAGCUUAUCAAUGGAUGUCAUCAUACCUACACAAGUACUCAGACCGGAAUAGGACCUGAAAUAUUUCGCUGGAUCACAAACGAUACUGCAGUCAAUGAAACGGCAAACCCGCUGCCCCCUUCAAACCAAAAAGAGUUUUACGAUAAGAAUGGCUUUUACAUCACAGAUGGCUACUAUACUCUUCGCCCUGAAGUAAUUGAGAGUUAUUAUUAUUCUUAUAGUGCGACCAAGGAUGAAAAAUACCGCGAAUGGGCCUGGGACGCAUUUGUAGCAAUAAAUUCCACUUGUCGGACUGGAUCUGGUUUUGCAGAACUCAAGGAUGUAAAUGCUAAGGAUGGUGGUGGGUAUGAUGAUUUUCAAGAUAGUUUCUUGCUUGCCGAAGUUCUCAAGUAUAGCUAUCUUAUUUUUGCGCCUGAUGAUGAGUGGCAAGUUGAGCAUGAGGGUGUGAACCAUUGGGUAUUUAACACGGAAGCCCACCCAAUACCAGUAGCCGGGACACCUAUUUAG
Messenger RNA from Blumeria graminis f. sp. triticale, 747 nucleotides. The record is from the annotation of a GenBank genome assembly. NCBI's taxonomy places the organism in Eukaryota, Fungi, Ascomycota, Leotiomycetes, Helotiales, Erysiphaceae.